GCUGAUGCUUCACUGGAGGAAAGUCUCCUGCAUCCUCUGCGCAACUUCGUGCGAAACAAACUGCGUGACUUUAGCUAUGAUGUCGCUGUCAGAGCACCGGAUUUCAGAGACUUUGGCUGACUGACAGCGGGAGAAUGCCUCAGUGUGAAAAGUGGAGUGGGAGGGGGGUUUCGUUUCAGGCAGCGGGAGAAAGGAGCGGAGAAAGUGGACAUUUGGUGAGCCGUCCUGGAGACGCUCAUCACUUCGCCGCAGAGUGAGGAGGCGCGCAGGAGCGCACAGGGAAUUUCCCCACGAUUCUCCCCAGAAACACCAGCUUCCCCUCUUCAAACAUGGAUACAAGCAAUUGGAUAUUUGAGAACAGCAGCAGUUCUUCAAAUCAGUCCUACUCGACGACCACGAACAAUAACUCUGACAUGGGCACGCUCUACAGCGAGACCACCCCGGUCAUCUACGCCAUCGUCUUCAUUGUGGGCUUUGUUGGAAACACUCUGGCCAUCUAUGCGGUCGUUCGCUACGCCAAGACGAAGACGGUGACGAACAUAUACGUGCUCAAUUUAGCUGUGGCGGACGAACUCUACAUCCUGGGAAUUCCCUUCCUGGGGACCAACAGUGCUCUUUCUUACUGGCCGUAUGGGGAUUUCUUCUGUAAGUUGUGCAUGACUGCCGACGGCAUGAGCCAGUUCGCCUCCAACUACUGUCUGACGCUCAUGAGCAUCGACCGCUUCCUCGCGGUGGUCUAUCCUAUCCGCAGCGCCAAGUGGAGGAAGCCACAGAGGGCCAAGAUUUUUUGCGCCAUGGUGUGGGUGGUGUCCUUUCUGACCGUGCUCCCAGUUACAAUCUACUCACGCGUACAAGAAGAUUUCAACACCUGCAACAUAAGCUGGCCCAAGCCUCACGACUUGUGGUCCAUCGUCUUCAUCCUCUACACAACUAUCCUCAGCUUCUUUUGUCCCCUGGUGGUCAUUUCCCUCUGCUACCUGUUCAUUGUGAUUAAGGUGAGGUCGGCAGGCGUGCGUGCAGGAGUGACCAAGAAGCGUAAGUCGGAGCGCAAGGUCACGCGCAUGGUGGUGAUCAUCGUGCUGGUGUUCGUCCUGUGCUGGCUGCCCUUCUUCACCGCCAACAUCGUCAACCUGAUCUACAUCAUCCCCGAGACGAAAAUCACUGCUGCUAUCUACUUCUCCCUGGUCAUCCUGACCUACGUCAGCUCCUGCGCCAACCCGUUCCUCUACGGCUUCCUCUCCGACAACUUCAGGGAGAGCUUCCGGAAGGCGCUCUGCUUCCACAAACCACGUGGCGUUCGCGCCGCGGACCCGGUCGGAGCGAGACAGGAUCCUGCCAAGUCUGUCCAGAUGGAGGUCAAUAGGAACACCAACAGUGACACUUUGGCUUCAGAAAGAAUGGUGAAUGGCCAAUGAUGGCUGAGUUUUUGUGUUGAAUUGUUGUGCGCUACAGCAUGGAACAUGAAAUAUUUAUCCCAGAGGGUUUUAAUUUUCUGACUGAAACAAUGUCGGAGAUAAACACUAAAGAAACAUUUACACACGAUUCAUCAUAGAACUCUGCAUCUUUUUAAGGUUUUGAUCCUCGUUACUAUUCCCCCCACAGUGCUGUUAGAGUGUUCGUUUAUGUCAUUACACUGUAUUCUGAAACAGAUUUUCAGAUGGCUGUUUUUACCUUCGGCGAGAGGUGUCAAAUAUGGCAGAAGGGGUGUCCUUUCCAAGAGUAUAAAUGAAAUUAAAACAAAACAAAAAAAUAUUAGAUUUUCUGGAUGUUCUCGAUAGAUUUGUUUAAAAGUGCACUAAAUGUGAACACUGGCUGGACGUUCUUACAUUUUCUUGCAUUAAAACUCGAGUAAAAUGUUGAAGUUAUUAGUAUUUGUGACCCAUUGAGAUGAAACUGAACUACAUCCUUCCCUCGAACUAAAACCAGUUUGACACCCUUGCCUUAGGCUUUCAUUGUAGUUUAUUUCUAUUUUGGAAUAGAGAGCAAUACAAGGCCAUGUUUUCUUGUUUCUUUUUUGUUGUUGUUGUUGUUGUUGAUUCUUUUUAAUAUUGAUAUUUAUUUCGCAACAUGUAUUUGACAGCACUGAGAAGCAUCUUUGCAGGAACCAACUGAUUUCAUUUAUCGACUAACUGUAAUCAAUCAUUUGCUGUUAAAUUUGUUGUGACUUUGAUGGACAACUACGACUGUGGAACCGAGUUAAAAUCUAUUUAAUGUAUUUAUUUCAGGAAAUUUCUUUCUUUUUUUCUUUCCAAAAACAGAGAUAGACUGCACCUUGUGUGUGAAUCAGACUUUCUUCUUUCUAAAACUGUUAUAAAACUGAGUUUAUUUUCAUCCGGUAUAUCUUUUGCAGCCCCAGCCGUUAUUGUCCUACUCCAUGUCACUAUUUGUCCUCCGAGUUACAGUAUUUAUUGAUAUGUUGUGAUGUCUGUUUUGUGGGUGAAUAUAAAGCUGUUUGAAAUCGUAUCGCUGGUUGUGAAUAUUGUAUGUACUUCGGCCUGCCUGGUUGCUUUCUGAAAGGCUUUUUGUUUAACUAACGAUUUUAAAUCAAGAAUCACAUGAACGCAUUUUAUGGAAAGCUUGAGUCAUUUAAAAAAAAGCUCCCAUGUAAAAAUUCAGUUUAUCUGUCUCAUCAACACUGUGAAUUUUGGAAUUAGGGAAACAUUUGAAUUUAGUUCUUCAUACAUGUAACAUAAAUGUACUCAUACUUCUGUUAUUAUGACUCUUGCUAAACAUUAAAGACUCCUGCAUGGUGACCCUGCAUCAAUCCUGUAAUACACUGUUGGCCUGCUGAAGCAAACAUCCUCUAUGUUCUUGUUUAUUAUAGUGAAUGUGUAUUUUCACUGUAAUGUAUCCACAUAAAUAUUUAUAUUUCA
This is a messenger RNA of Salarias fasciatus (jewelled blenny), 2873 nucleotides long. It is a transcript of the gene sstr5, whose product is annotated as somatostatin receptor 5. The record is from RefSeq and is a predicted model, not a curated record. Gene Ontology annotation, biological process: regulation of insulin secretion; neuropeptide signaling pathway; cellular response to glucocorticoid stimulus. Gene Ontology annotation, molecular function: neuropeptide binding; somatostatin receptor activity. Gene Ontology annotation, cellular component: neuron projection; plasma membrane. The transcript is spliced from 4 exons. Lineage: Eukaryota; Metazoa; Chordata; Actinopteri; Blenniiformes; Blenniidae. The coding region runs from base 330 to 1415 and encodes 361 amino acids.